Messenger RNA from Rhopilema esculentum, 3429 nucleotides. Its product is annotated as mitochondrial carnitine/acylcarnitine carrier protein. Gene Ontology annotation, biological process: carnitine transmembrane transport; mitochondrial transport. NCBI's taxonomy places the organism in Eukaryota, Metazoa, Cnidaria, Scyphozoa, Rhizostomeae, Rhizostomatidae. The record is from RefSeq and is a predicted model, not a curated record. Gene Ontology annotation, molecular function: O-acyl-L-carnitine transmembrane transporter activity. Gene Ontology annotation, cellular component: mitochondrial envelope.
ACUAUUCAACUCAAUUCUCAUCAAUUUCACUCAAAAUCAAUUAUGGAGGAAUUUUCUGUGCUGUCUUUCUAUUCACGCUAGACAGGAACGUAAGCCAUCUUUCAAAAUGAAAAAAAAGCAUUCAAACUUGAAAAAUUUUAUAUCUGGGGGCGCAGGUGGUAUAUCAUUGGUAUUUGCUGGACAUCCUUUAGACACCAUCAAGGUGAGGUUACAAACACAGCCACAUCCAAAGUUUGGAGAGCUACCACAAUUCAAUGGGCUGCUUGACUGCGCAUAUAAAACAAUAAAAAAUGAGGGAUUUAGAGGACUCUACAAAGGUAUGGGAACACCCUUGUUGAUAGCUACUCCAAUGUGUGCUGUUGGUUUUUGGGGUUAUGGUGUUGGAAGGGCUCUCCAAACUUCAAGAGACAGUUUAGCACUCAGCAAUUUCCAAAUAUUAAAAGCUGGAAUGCUGUCUGGGUUUUUAAUUUCAUUCAUGAAUGCUCCUGGCGAGAGGAUAAAGUGCUUGCUUCAGGUGCAAAAAGGAUCAGGGUCAUCAAAAGUGAAAUUCAAAGGACCUGUUCAUUGUGCUGUUCAAAUUUACAAAGAAUCUGGCUUAAGAAAAGGUCUUUACAAAGGAUUGGGGUUUACAUUGUUAAGAGAUAUACCAGCCAGUGGUGCAUACUUUGUCACAUAUGAAUAUGCAAUCAGAAAUUUAGGAAUAGAAGGCAAAAGUAAAAGUCCUUGGAAAAUUAUUUUAGCUGGAGGCUCAGCAGGAAUUCUAGCAAACAUCGUUGGCCUUCCAGCUGACGUUAUGAAAUCAAGGUAUCAGACAGCGCCCGCUGAUAAGUACAGAAGAGGAUUAAUGAAUAUUGCUAUGCAAACUCUACGUGAAGAGGGCUUGCAAGCCUUUUUUCGAGGUGCGACUCCGAUGUUGGCGAGAGCUUUUCCAGCAAAUGCGGCUUGUUUCCUGGGCUAUGAAGCUGCAACUAUGUUACAAGACAAAUUCUUUUAAAUUCUUCGCGCUGUUUUUAAUGUGUAUUUUGAUAUAGGUGUAUAGUUUAAAAUAUGUAUAAAACUGUAUUUUUAUUUAGAAUGCAUUUAGCUUUUAUAAAGUUCAUAUCAUUAGCCAAUAUUGCAAUUAGCUUUUUUGUUGUUGGAUUUGUGGUUUAUUUUGUAAGAAAAAGGAUAGUUAUUUUUCUAUUAUCUUUAAGUAUUAUCGUUUUGAAUAUAUCCUAAAGAUCUGCUAUUUUGGUAAUUAAAAUUUAAAUUUACUGUUUAAAAUGUUUAAUGUAUCCUAUGUUAAGUCUAGACAUGAAUAAAUGGCUUUAUUUUUUGCUCAUUACCAAAUGACCUUUGCAGUAAUGAGUGCCUGCGGAUAGUUCUGGAGACAAUCGAAUAUUUGCUAUUAAAUAGUACUGAAUAUUUUCUAUCAAAUUAGAUUGUUUUGAAUAGAAUUGCAUAGUAUUUGUCUUAUUUUAUUACCUUCUUACACCAAGAAGGUGGUUGUAGGGUCGAGUAUGUUUGCUUCAAUGUAGUAGGGUUCAUUCUUCUUAGGUAGGGUUGGUUUAACGCAUCGGUAUGAACUUCUUCUUGAAGUUCCUGUGAAUCAAAAUAAAUAGGGCAAUGAUCAUAUGAACAGGUGGAAGCGAGUUUGCAAUUCGUCACACAACUUCUUUGCUUGUCUGGUAACAUACAAUAAAUUCGUAUAUGAACCUUCUAUAAAAUUUUGUUUUGGACCAUCCUUUCUGAAAUGUCACAAUUGAACGCCUCUAAAUGUGCAAAUAAAGUUAUUUAUGUCGCUGUGAUAAGACUUUUGAAAAACCUGAAGUUGGCAAGCAACCAUAUGGAUAGCUCCAUUUUUUCUAACAUUAAUUUUUUUCCAACGACACUGAUGCGUACAUACAAAAUAUUUUUUUAUUCCUAUAUUUUACAAAGCAGACAUUAGCAAUCUGUUUUUUGUUCACUCCUUUGGUUGUGAUUUGCUGUUUAGCCAAUUUCUUCAAGAAUCCCAUCAACAUUGAUCGCAAAGUUGUGUGUUUUUGUAUGGCCCCUUCCUUGACAACUACACGUAAGACAGCAAUCGAUCAUGUUAGGUCAAAACUCUCAGAAUUGUAGAUAUUUAUAAGUUGGUUGUAAAUUCAUUUUCAAAACCUGCAAAUUUUAUUUUUAAAGUGUUUAGUGGUAUCAUGAUAAAGCUAGAGUGUGUUUUAGAAGUUGAACCAAAAGGAAACAGUCCGACAAUCUUCAAUGGCCCCUUCAUAGAUUUGGUUGUAAUGGCACAGGAGCCGGGCAGCUUUAAAGGCACGCGUACCUCCCCCCCCCCUCCCUCCGACACACACAAACACACAAACUGCGUCUUUACCAUAUAAUAUAGUGACAUUGCAUCGUUAAAGCACUUUGCUUCAUGCCCCAAUAUUAGCUACAAACAAUGCCUCUUUUCUUCAUGCCCCUCCACUUUUCGACACGUUCCCAUUUUAUGCCCCAACUUUGUUUUCAGCAUCCGUUCUUGGGACGGGAGGGCAUCAAUGUUAGCGACAUAGCGACGGGUAGCAAACAACACAUUUUUAAGACAAAGUUCAUCACUAAUGAUAGUACCCUGGGCACUAGACUCACUCUAUAUAAAAUAGGAGAGUGACAUCAGAUAGUGCUCAAGAAAAAGGGCACGAAUGACACUUCGCUCGAUUAAAAUUAUCUCGUGUGCGCCUAGCACAAAACACAUUCAUUUUUGAUGUGGAAUGUGCGUUGACGGAUUUAGCGGGGGGUGUAGGGGGUGCGACACCCCCACCCCAAUUUUUCUGUGUCCUUCGGUAAAUUUUGCUUCAUUCGGUAAAAAUCAUUUGUUAGUAGUCAGUAGUAACAAAGUAAAUCCAAAAUUUUACUUUUUAUAUCUUCUUAUCAGUAUUUAUCUUCUUAAAAGUAGCGUAGCGGGGGGAGGAGGAGUAUUCUGAAACGCAGGAGACCCUCCUCUAUAACUUCACAGAAUGUUCAACAAUUUCCCCUCGUUUCGGGGUUUGUAUAAAUAAGUCCUUCACAUUCUUGAGACAUUCCCGAUAAAAUAGAAACUAAAAUGUCAAAGCAGUCCAAUCCUUAAAAAACUGGAUUCUGAAAUGCUUGUCAUGGAUUUUGCUCCAAGGAGAACGGACUUGGUUUAAAACUUUUAAAGACUGUUUGUUAUUUUUAGAUAUUUGAUUAAAACUUUGGAAAAUCACUUUUUACACGUAGUGCUUCCUCGCCUUACACAAUUCAGGAUAUAAACGUUAGUGGAAUUGUGAAGGAAAUGGACUGUUAUAGAAUAUUGAAUAUGGUCAGCAACAAAACGCUACAUACGACGUUGUAUAAUGGGAAAUUCCCACGUGAUAAAUGCCAUAGCUUUUCCAAAUGCAUUUACAAAAUGGGUGUUUCCCCUAAUUCUUAGGGAUCUGGUCAGCAAAAAUUUGCUCCUCUUUU